This is a messenger RNA of Zalophus californianus (California sea lion), 5127 nucleotides long. RefSeq names its product cell division cycle 25B (gene CDC25B). The record is from RefSeq and is a predicted model, not a curated record. The coding region runs from base 1 to 1716 and encodes 571 amino acids. Gene Ontology annotation, cellular component: nucleus; cytoplasm. The transcript has 16 exons. Gene Ontology annotation, molecular function: protein tyrosine phosphatase activity. Gene Ontology annotation, biological process: G2/M transition of mitotic cell cycle; positive regulation of G2/M transition of mitotic cell cycle; protein dephosphorylation. Lineage: Eukaryota; Metazoa; Chordata; Mammalia; Carnivora; Otariidae.
AUGGAGCUGUCCCAGCCGGAGCCCGCGCCGGGCCCGGCUCUCAGUCCGGCCGGCGUGCGCGGUGGCGCCGAGCGUCCCAGCCACCUCCUGGGCCUCCAGCUGGGAGCUCAUGGCCUCGUGGGGUCCCCGGAGCGCGCGGCCGCUUCCUCGCCGGUCACCACCCUGACCCGGACCAUGCACGACCUCGCCGGGCUCGGCAGUGAGACUCCUAAGCAUCAGGUAGGCAGCCCGCUCACAUGCCUAUCCCUGUCCCGGCGGCGCGCAUCUGAAUCCUCCCUGUCGUCUGAAUCUUCUGAUGCAGGUCUGUGUAUGGAUUCUCCCAGCCCCAUGGACCCCCAGAUGGCAGAGCAGACGUUUGAGCAGGCCAUCCAAGCAGCCAGCCGGGUCAUCCGAAACGAGCAGUUUACCAUUCGACGUUUCCAGUCCUUGCCGGUGAGGCUUCUGGGCCACAGCCCUGUGCUACGGAACAUCACCAACUCCCAAGCACCUGGCAGCUGGAGGAAGAGUGAGGCGUGUGGCCGAGCUGCCCGCAGCUCUGGGGAGGACAAAGAGAAUGAUGGAUUUGUCUUCAAGAUGCCAUGGAAACCCCCGUAUCCCAGCCAUGCCCAUGCUUUGGCAGAGUGGGCCAACCGCAGAGAAGCCUUUGCCCAGAGACCAAACUCAGCUCCCGACCUGAUGUGUCUCACCCCUGAGCGCAAGAUGGAGGUAGAGGAGCUGAGUCCCCCAGCCCGGUGCCGCUUCUCCCUGACUGCCACCCAGGGGGCCUCUGAAGAAGAUGAUGGAUUUGUGGACAUCCUGGAGAGUGACUUAAAGGACAACAACACGGUACCCCCAGGCAUGGAGAGCCUCAUUAGCGCCCCACUGGUCAAGACCGCAGAGAAGGAGGAAGAGCAGGACCUCAUCAUGUACAGCAAGUGCCAGAGGCUCUUCCGCUCUCCGUCCAUGCCCUGCAGCGUGAUCCGACCCAUCCUCAAGAGGCUGGAGCGGCCCCACGACAGGGACCUACCCACACAGAACAAGCGGAGGAGGAGCGUGACCCCUCCAGAGGAGCAGCGGGAGGCCGAAGAACCUAAAGCCCGUGUCCUCCGCUCCAAGUCCUUGUGUCAUGAGGAGAUUGAGACUAUCCUGGACAGUGACCACCGGGAACUGAUUGGGGAUUACUCCAAGGCCUUCCUUCUGCAGACUGUGGAUGGGAAGCACCAAGAUCUCAAGUACAUCUCCCCAGAAACGAUGGCAGCCUUGCUGGCAGGCAAGUUCAGCAACAUCGUGGAGAGGUUUGUGAUUGUGGACUGCAGGUACCCCUACGAGUAUGAAGGCGGGCACAUCAAGACUGCUGUGAAUCUGCCACUGGAACGGGAUGCUGAGACCUUCCUGCUACAGAGCCCCAUCACACCCUGUAAUCUGGACAAGAGAAUCAUCCUCAUUUUCCACUGUGAAUUCUCAUCUGAGCGCGGUCCCCGCAUGUGUCGUUUCAUCAGGGAGCGUGACAGAGCCGCCAACGACUACCCCAGCCUCUACUAUCCUGAGAUGUACAUCCUCAAGGGCGGCUAUAAGGAGUUCUUCCCGCAGCACCCGACUUUCUGUGAGCCCCAGGACUACCGGCCCAUGAACCACGAAGCCUUCAGGGACGAGCUGAAGACCUUCCGCCUCAAGACCCGCAGCUGGGCUGGGGAGCGGAGCCGGCGGGAGCUCUGUAGCCGCCUGCAGGACCAGUGAAGGGCCAGCACCGGUCCUGCCUACCUUCUUUGCCUCACUGCCUGGGUGCCAGCCACCCGGGUGCCUGCAGGGCUGAGGGUCUGCUGGAGGCCCCAGCUGCCAUCCAGGGGAAGGACAGUGAGGGUGUCCUGUGCAUCUGCCCCCAGCCCCAAUCCCCAAUCCCCAUUCCCCAUGUCUCACUGCGAUCAUACUCCAUAUCCUCGUGCCACCCCCAACCCCAGCCCAGCCCCUGGGAGAGCCCAGCCUGUUGCCUUGGUGAAACUGGAUUAAGUCCAGCUCAAAGGAAGUAUUUUGUGUCCAGCAGGAACCUUUUUGCUUUUUUUCCUUCCUUGUUUGAGUUUACCCUUUGUCUUCUUGUGUCCAGAAAAGCCCCCCCUCUUUCCUAGGCACUCUGUUUGUAUGCAGCUGGAGGAAAGUCCACAGCGCACCCCCCCCCACAACUGGGAUGGGCCAAAGCAGAACCUCUCCCUGCCCGGGGCGUUGGCACUCUUGGGUGUGUCUGCCAUGUUCCCUUUCUCUUCCUCUCUUUCCUGUCCUUCCACGUGAACACCUCUAGCACAAACAGAAGCUCUUACUCUUUCCUGUUUCAGUGUUACCUGCAUGCUUGAUUCGUUCGUCUGAUUUGUUGCCCAUCUCAGGGUAUGCACAGGCUGAGAUUUAGGCUCCUCUCUCCACUUGGGUUAGAGACUCCAAACAUUAGCCACUCGACCCUGGCUUCUGUUACAUCAGAAAGGGAUGACCUCCUUGGGGCUCUUGGGCAAGGGCUAAGGUCUGCAUCCUCAGCCCCUGGCAGCCCAGCCCCCACUGCUGUGAACUCCGGGGUCUGACUGGUCAGAACUUGCUGCUCUCUUGUUGUGGAUGGACAGAUGGACGAAUGGAUGGAUGGUGGAUGGAUGGAGAGCCACGGAUGCCCAAUGUCCUGCACACACAAACUGCUAAGUGGAAGCAUUUCAGUGAGCGUGACCACCUGCAGCAAGGAUAUAUGUGUCUCUGUGUGGACAAAAUCUUUACACGUUAAGGUUUGGAAAUAUUCAAGAUGAAAUGUCAUGGAAGCAGCGAAGCCAAGGACAAAGCCACAUCUGGAUUCUGAAUCUCAGGACGUAUGGAGGGCUGUGCUUGAAGGUCCUGUUGACUCAUCUGUUCAGGCCUUGGUUCAAUAAAGCACUGAGCAAGCUGAGUAACCAGCAUCAUGUCCUGUGGGCCUUUGACAGACCUUGGCAGACCCUGAUGGUGGGAUAGGGUGAGGACAGGUCAGCAGAUUGGGGCCAGAAGACUCCUGUGGAGGCAGCCUCACUUAACCUUCAUGUAGCUACUCCAGCACCUCUGAGCUCACCCUUCCUAAACUGCACCGGGAAAGCCAAAGUGACCCUGUCACUGCUCAAGAAUUGUCAGUGGCUCCCCACUGCCCUCAGGAUAAACUAAGAAGACUCCUGGCAUGGCCCUUUAGGACCUGGGCCCUCCCCAGCCCCACUUCUCACCUCUUUUGACUCAAAUCCCCAUACGUUGUUCUUCACAUUUCCUUGCUUUGCAUCUGUUGCAUGAUCAGGAAUGUUCUUCCUCAACUGUUAUUCCUCCUUUGAGACUCAAUUUCAAAUGUCACCUCCUCCUAGAAGCCUUCCUUCCUGCCCCAUUCAGAGAAAUGACUUUUCUCCAUAUCCCCAGCACCCAGCAGAGGUUCCACCACCUAGGAGAUGCCAAGUUCAAGAUCAAGAGAGUGGAAAAGGGCCAAUCUGGGAGAGCUGGUCCCAGGCCCAAACCUGGUAUCUCAGGAAAUUCCCUCAGAAUACCACUGCAGGGCACCCCGGCCCCCAAAUGCGAGUCUGUGAUUGUAGGGCUUCCUUUGCCCAUGUACAAAUAAGGUACUGCCUGAUACAGAGUGCAUACAAUAUGUCAGGCAUCAUUACCACUUUCUGCCAAAGUUCAUCUACCUUCUGAACUAGGCAGUGCCAGUGAUUAUUCACUCCAUUUUGCAGAUGGGAAAAUGGAGGCUAUUUCCUACCAGAGAAACAAGGGACUCCAGAUUCCUAGACUGAGUAUAAAUAACGCUUGCCCUGUCUCUAGCUUUUCCCCCAAGAUUCUUAUGCCCAAAGGCUGGGGCUUCCCCCCCCCCAACACACCCCUCCCACAAGGGCACAAUGGGUGGGGGGUGUUGGGGUGUGACUUUAAUGGUCUGAAGGUUCUAGGCCUUUGCUCGGGGAGGAGGGGCUCUGAAAGCUCCAGAAACCCUCUCCAUUGAGCAGGCAGGUGAUACCACGGACAACAUUUAUUUGGGCAAGGGGACUUGCCCCAGAAAAGGAAAAAUAUCUGUGUAGACCCCUGAGGAACAGGAAGAAACAGGGAGAGAGAGAGAGAGCCCUGGGCAGUCUCCAACAGAUUUGCCAGCUCCACUCUGCUUACAUGGUCUCGGGAAGCACCCCCACCCCCUUCCUGAUCAUACAACAGAGGAGGAAGCCUGCGGGAUGCUCAGAGAUGGCAUAUACUUGCCUCCACGUCACACAGCAGAUACAAGCCAAGCAAGCAUUUCAGCUGCCUGGGAUUCUCCCACUCCUCACCUGCUGCCUUGGUCCCAGCCAAGGGGGUGGGGUUAGGCUGCCUGGCUUCUGCUCUGGGUGUCCAAUUUCCACUCCAUGGGUCAGGAUCAGGCCACAUGGGGAGGAGGGAGCAAUGGGUGCUGAGUGUCUAACAAUGCCCAGGCUGUGUGCCAGGUGCUGACAUCUGAGGCUACAUCUGUCCCCAUCAUACCCACCAUCAGAAUCAUAGCUGUGGUCAUGGGGCAUUUAGACUGUUCCAGACACUUACUAUACAUAUUGUCUCCUAAGCUUACCAGGUAGGUAGAUAGCUCAUUUUAUAGGGGAAGAUGAGGAGGGGGCAGGGAGAGGGCCUUGGUUCAGCCAGGAAACAAAACUUUCCCCCAUAGAAGGUCCAAGGGAAUGCCAGAGGUUUGCCCCUCCAACUCAGGCCAGGUCCCCAUCUACUCCUGGGAAGUUCAGGGGCUGGGGCAGAGGUGUUCCAAUUCCUCCUCACCCCCAGCAAGAGAAGCUGUAACUUUCUUCCUGGAUGCUCAUAAAGGGGAGCAGAUCAGGCAAGGAAGCAGUUUAAAAACCUGGGCUGCUGGCCAGUUUUAAAGGUUGUUUUGCUUGGGCCAGGGCGGGGCAGGAAUUCCAGCCCAGGAGCAGCCAUGUGCAGCCUGCUUACAUAGUUAAAGAGCUUCGUGGAGCCAGGCGCAGGCGGGGAGCUGGCCAAGUCAGUGGGCACCGGUGGGGUCUGGACAUCAUCUGAGUUGCUCACUGGGUCACUUGUAAUAACAAUUUUUAAAAAACAGAUUAUUUUUAAGAUUUUAUUUGUCAGAAAUAGAGCGAGCACAAGCAGGGGGAGGGGCAGAGGCAGAGGGCGCUCUCUCCACCCCCAGCA